This is a messenger RNA of Sporothrix brasiliensis 5110, 219 nucleotides long. RefSeq lists its product as uncharacterized. The transcript has a single exon. The record is from RefSeq and is a predicted model, not a curated record. Bases 1 to 219 code for a protein of 72 amino acids. Lineage: Eukaryota; Fungi; Ascomycota; Sordariomycetes; Ophiostomatales; Ophiostomataceae.
AUGCGCCCAAACGCACACAAGGAGCUCAUGGCCAUGCGCCUGAAACGGCCUGUGGUUCCACUGAACACAACAAUUCGACACGUUGGCGACGUGACUGCACAACGUAGCAUCUUUUCGCGCUACUACACAACAUCAUACAACGUGAUCGAUGGCAAAUACGCAGCGACAUAUGCUUAUUCUACCCACGGGCUACUCUCACACUCGGUGGCCACUGCAUGA